Capsicum annuum is the source of this 1446-nucleotide messenger RNA. RefSeq names its product zinc finger MYM-type protein 1-like. Bases 1 to 1446 code for a protein of 481 amino acids. The record is from RefSeq and is a predicted model, not a curated record. The transcript has 3 exons. NCBI's taxonomy places the organism in Eukaryota, Viridiplantae, Streptophyta, Magnoliopsida, Solanales, Solanaceae.
AUGAUGCUUGAUUUAGAUAAUCAAGGACAAUCUAUAUUAGCUUCUUUCAACAAGCAAUCUGAGAAAACAAAAGAUGAAUAUCGAGUUUGUUUGAAUGCUUCCAUUGAUGUUGCAAGAUAUCAUUUGAAAGAAGGAUUGCCUUUUCGAGGUCAUGAUGAGAGUGAAACUUCUACAAGAAAAGGAAACUUUUUAGAUCUCUUAAAGUGGUACGCAGAUAGGAAGGAAGAUGUGAAAAAAGUUGUGUUAGAAAAUGCUCCACAAAAUGAUAUCAUGAUUUGUCCAAAUGUUCAAAAAGACAUUGUGAAUUCUUGUGCUAAAGAAAUUUUGAAAGCAAUUGUUGAAGACUUAAAUGGAGAUUACUUUGGAAUAUUAGUUGAGGACUCUAAAGAUGUCUCUCAUAAAGAACAAAUGGCUCUUGUUCUGCAAUAUGUCAACAAAGAGGGUAAGCUUAUUGAGCGAUAUCUUGGUAUUGUUCAUGUUAAAGAUACAUCUGCAUGGUCACUAAAAGAUGUUAUAUGUUCUUUGCUUUUAGAGCAUAAUUUGAGUUCUUCUCGUAUUCGGGGACAAGGUUAUGAUAGAGCUAGUAAUAUGCAGGGAGAAUUCAAUGCUGUUGCAAAGAAGCAUCAUGAGGUAGAUCAAUUUUUUAAUAUUCUUACUAAUGUUUUGAAUGUUGUUGGAGGAUCUUUUAAGCACAGGGAGAUGCUUAGAAAUGAUCAAACAGAAAAAUUAGAAGAGUUACUAAUUCUCGAAGUUCUUGCUAAGGAGGGUUCAAAUUACCAAGAGAAAUCAUUGGCAAAGAUUUUAGUAGAUGAUAUAAGAUCUUAUGAGUUUGUGUAUACGCUGCAUUUGAUGUUAAAAGUGUUGGCAAUUACACAUGAUUUGAAUGUGGCUUUGCAAAGAAAAGAUCAAGAUAUCGUUACUGCUAUGAACCUUUUUGGUUUCACAAAGAGACGGUUGCAAUCUAUGAGAGAUUCUAAAUGGGAUUCUUUGGUAAAGGAUGUUUCUUUAUUUUGUUCCAAACAUGAUAUUAUGAUUUCCGAAAUGAAUAAGAAUUAUGCUCUUGGAAAGUCAAAGCGUAAGAUUUCAGGUAUCACAUAUUCUCAUCAUUUGUGUGUUGAAAUUUUUCAUGUUGUAAUUGAUUUACAACUUGGUGAGCUUAACAGUCGUUUUGAUGAAGUGAAUACUGAUCUACUUCUUGGUAUGGCCAGUUUGAGUCCAGAUAACUCUUUUGUAAAUUAUGAUAAAAACAGGAUUAUAAAACUUGCUACCUAUUAUCCGGAUGAGUUUAGUGCUUUCAUGCUUGAGGAUCUUAGUUUUGAGCUUGAUAAUCAUAUUGACUAUGUGCGACAAGGGAAUAAUGAUUUAUCUAAGUUGAAAAAACUUGGGGAUAUUUCAGAGACAUUGGUGAAAACAAAUUUGCACAAUACUUGGAGACUUGUAUAUUGA